Messenger RNA from Dimorphilus gyrociliatus, 5959 nucleotides. NCBI's taxonomy places the organism in Eukaryota, Metazoa, Annelida, Polychaeta, Dinophilidae. The record is from the annotation of a GenBank genome assembly.
AUGCAUAGCAACCAUCAAACUGUCGCAUUUGGGAGUAGAGUGAGGUUCGGAAAAAAUGGGAUGCGGGAAUUCAACUCAAGCUGGAGGAGGAGGCGGCGGCGGCGGCGGAGGAAGUUCCGGCGAGAAAAAGAAAAGGAAGUGAGUAUUUAUUCUUAUUACUCUUUUUUUUUGAAAGCGAUAUAGUUGAAGAGAAGCUUCUAAAUUGUAACAGCAUCCAUGUGAUAUCAGUUAGUCCGACUUCGAAGAUUUAGACUAAGAGGGCAACGCCCCAUCCUAGUUAUAGUUUGCUUUGAAUUUUAAUGAUUGCUUUGCAUUAGUUUCGUUAAGAUAUUUCGCGACCUUGUAUAAAGACAUGAAUUCUAACAAAGAAAAACGUGGCCUGAGCUAUUUAGUGGCUAAUCCAUAGCCUAAAAAUCGGUCUUUUCAAUGAUCUCUUGUAUAUAAAUCGAUAAGACGAACUGCUGCAAAAAAAAACUUGCUGUAUAAUGCUUUACAUACUUCAUCCCCAUCAUUCAUCACACGGUCUAGGCUAUUUUUACUGGAACGUCUGUCUUAAUCGGAAAAGGGGGUUUGAGAGAAAGGGUAAGAAUGUAGUUGUGGGAUAAGAAAAAAAACGUAGAAAAAAGGGCCGGCGGACGGAAACCUUGCGGUCCUUUAGGUUUUGAAAAUUACUAAAUAUUUUGACAACUGUGUUUCGUUUGUUAACAAUAUAAUAUCCUUAAACUAACACCGCAAAAUUUCGACCGGUUGCGUUCCAGAUGUGGUUGCGCUGGAGGGCGAUUUUUCGCCUUCUAUCUUAUCAAUUCUCAUGUGUUUUUUAUACCAUUGACGUAUCUGUUUAGUAGACUACAUAUUUUUUUCUACCCCCCUCUUGCUUGCUAACACCCUUUGUUCAACAGUGAAGGAGAAGAAAGGUUUGCUUACGUUUAUCUCUUUUCUAUUAACUGUAUAUAUAUAAUAAAAAAAAAUCCUCAAAGGAUCAAUAUUGUUGUAUUCAUUUUUGUUAAACUACAAAUUUUAUAAUUUUGAUAAAUCUAACCAUCUCUCCUGCACCGAUAAUCGAUUAUCUUAAAAAUAACCAUAAAAGAGUUCAUUUUAAUUGCUUCCCAAUUGGCGUCACUAUUCAAUGCACUUGAUGCAGAAAGACAAACAAAAUUGGUUGGAUAUUUUUCGCUAAUGCAGUCAUACGAAACGAAUGAAAACAUUUUUUUAAUAAUGGGCCUAUUACUGAUUAGUAAUUGACUUGUUAUCUUAAUAAAGUAAUUUGAUUAAUUAAAGUGAAGCUAAAAAGUUUCCAAGCGGAAAUCCUGGCGUCAAAUAUAUUUAUGCAAUUUUCUAUGAGAUAAUACCUAAUCGGUGCAGUCAGAUAAUCUCAUCCUUCAAUUUCCUUUGAAAACUUCACAAAAGUAUUAAUUUGAUUGGAGUAUUUCACGAUCACACGUGACUUAAUUUUGACGCCAUUUUCUGAACAAGCGUUGAAAAAAAAGUAGAAGAGAGUAAGGAAAUAGUUUGACGUGACGUGAAAUACUUUUAUACAAAUACAUUUGCGAUUAAGAUCUCUAAUUAAGUCAGCAUUCCAAUCACGUGUUUGGAAAUAGAUGGAACACUUUUUGCUAAUUUCUAACGUUCUUUAGAGCCGCAAUCACUGCAGAUCCCGUUGUUAGCGGUAGUGACCGAAAUGACGAUGUAAGAUAUGCUCAGACAGAUGAAAAAAGUUCUGAAAAGGAACAGAAUGAGCAAAAGAUCGUUGAGGUCACUGCUAACGACGGGCUGGUAAAUAGCGAGGAAGAUAGGUAACUUUUAUUUUGCAUGAACAUUCCUGUGGGCCAAAGGCCAGCCGUAAUUAGUAAUUAAUAUAUGUUUUAAUUAUUAUGAAUUAUUUGUCCAGUACAAAAUAGUUAUCUCUAUUGGCAUGCCAAAUCCAAAAAAAAAAUCGCAUACAGCGCCACCUGUUAAUCCUGUACAUGCACUAACACUCUUCUUAUUAUGGCACUUGAAAUUUUUAUAUAAUGUUUGGCGAAAAUUUAUUAUCCUUUCUUUAUCAGGGGAGUCGUCGAUAAGAAUAAGGCUCACACAAUUGUUCCUAACUAUCCGGAUUUAAGAAAACAUAAUAAUUGGAUGGCAAAAUGCUUAACUCCUGAAAUAUGGGAAUUGUUAGCUGAUAAAAAGACGAAAACCGGAUUCACUAUUGAUAAAGUGAUACAAACAGGCGUAGAUAAUCCGGGUCAUCCCUUUAUUUAUACAGUUGGCUGUGUUGCUGGCGAUGAAGAAAGCUACGAAUUAUUUGCUGACUUAUUCGACCCAGUUGUCUCUGGUCGACAUGGAGGAUAUCCCAAGGAUGCUAUUCAUCGAACAGAUCUUAACGCAUCGAAAAUUGUUGGCGGUGAUAAUUUGGAUCCAAAAUAUGUUCUCUCUUCAAGAGUUAGAACUGGCCGUUCGAUCAGGGGCUACUCUCUACCUCCUCACUGUACUCGAGCUGAAAGGAGAGACGUGAAAGACAUCUUAACGACAGCCUUAGGAAAAUUGGAUGGAGAGUUUAAGGGGAAAUACUAUUCGUUGGAAUCAAUGACGGAGCAAGAGCAAAAUAAAUUAAUAGAAGAUCAUUUCCUCUUUGAUAAACCUGUUUCACCCCUUUUGACUUGUGCUGGUAUGGCAAGAGAUUGGCCGGAUGCCAGAGGAAUAUUUCAUAACGAUCAAAAGAACUUUCUAGUAUGGGUUAAUGAAGAGGAUCAUUCAAGGGUAAUUUCCAUGGAGUCAUCUGGUAAUAUGAAAAAGGUCUUUCAGAGAUUUUGUACUGGAUUAAAAAAGGUUGAGGCUUCUAUCAAGGCUCAGGGGCAUGAGUUUAUGUGGAACGAUCACUUAGGCUUCAUUCUUACUUGUCCUUCGAAUCUCGGAACCGGCUUAAGAGCUGGUGUGCAUGUUAAAUUACCACAUUUAGCAAAAGAAAACAAAUUUGAUGAAUUACUUAAACUUCUCAGACUUCAAAAGAGAGGAACUGGGGGAGUCGAUACUGCCUCUACCGAUGGAACUUUUGAUAUUUCGAAUGCUGAUCGACUUGGUAAAUCUGAAGUCGAAUUAGUGCAAUUAGUUAUCAAUGGCGUUGAGACGCUAAUUGAGAUUGAGAAGGCUUUGGAAAAAGGUGAAUCAAUUGACGACCACUGGCCAACAAUUGUCGAAAGACCACCGGGAGAUUUUCCAGAUCUUUCAAAACACAACAACUGGAUGGCAAAAUGCCUCACACCUGAGAUCUAUGAUUCGCUAAAGGAAAAGAAAACUAGCAGUGGUUUUACUAUCGAUGGAGUUAUACAAACAGGUGUCGACAAUCCAGGUCAUCCUUUCAUCAUGACUGUUGGAGCUGUUGCUGGAGAUGAAGAAUCCUAUGAGGUUUUUGCUGAUUUGUUAGAUCCUAUCAUUGAAAAACGCCAUAAUGGCUAUACCAAGGAUAUGAAACAUACAACAGAUCUAGAUGCAACUAAAUUAGAAGGAGAUGAAUUAGACUCAAAAUAUGUGCUAUCAUCUAGAGUCCGUACUGGUAGAUCGAUAAAAGGUAUCGCGUUACCACCGUUUUGCACCAGGGCAGAGAGGAAAAAGGUUGAAACUCUUGUUGUUGAGGCAUGCAAUUCUUUUCAGGGUGAAUUAGCUGGCAAAUAUUAUUCAUUGGAAACCAUGACGGAAGAGGAACAAAAUAAACUUAUUGAGGAUCAUUUCCUCUUUGAUAAACCAGUGUCCCCAUUGCUAACAUGCGCGGGAAUGGCCAGAGAUUGGCCCCAAGCAAGAGGUAUUUUCCACAACGAUGCAAAGAAUCUCCUUGUUUGGGUAAAUGAAGAAGAUCAUACUCGAAUUAUAUCCAUGGAAAAAGGAGGAAACAUGAGGGGAGUUUUUGAAAGGUUCUGUGCCGGUUUAAAUAGUUUCGAAGACUCCAUCAAGAAAAGCAACUACUCCUUCAUGUGGAAUGAGCAUCUCGGUUACAUAUUAACCUGCCCAAGUAAUCUUGGAACAGGUUUAAGAGCCGGUGUUCACGUCAAAUUGCCAAAAUUGGCAAAAGACAGUAAAUUCGCUGGAAUUCUCAAGGCCCUCCGUUUACAAAAGAGAGGAACUGGAGGUGUUGAUACAGAGGCCAAAGAUGGUACCUUUGAUAUUUCGAAUUUGGAUAGACUUGGAACAUCCGAAGUACAGCAAGUUCAAAUAGUAAUGGAUGGUGUUCGAAAAUUGAUUGAAAUCGAAAAGAGACUCGAAGCAAAGAAAUCUUUUGACGAUUUAUUACCCGAAAAUUAUAGAAACGAAGCUGAAGAUGAGAAUACUGCUAUUGCUACAGAAUUUAAAGUGUGCGAGCCUAAAGCAUCCAAUUUCCCAGAUUUAAGCAAACAUAACAACUGGAUGGCCAAAUGCUUGACAAAGGAAGUUUUUGAAAAGUUGAAAGAUGCCAAAACUAAGAGUGGAUUUAAUCUGGAUGGCGUCAUUCAGACUGGUGUUGACAAUCCAGGUCAUCCUUUUAUAUUUACAGUUGGAGCGGUAGCAGGUGACGAAGAAACGUACGAAGUCUUUGCGGAUCUCCUGGAUCCGAUUAUCGAGAAUCGUCAUAACGGUUAUACAAAGGAUAAAAAACACCCAACUGAUAUGGAUUCAUCGAAAAUAACGAAUGGUCAAUUAGAUAAUGAUCUUGUCUUAUCUUCUCGUGUCCGAACUGGACGUUCGAUAAGACCUAUUCCUUUACCACCUCAUUGCACUAGACACGAGAGAAGAGAAGUUGAAAGAAUUUUAACUAAAGCGCUCUCUGGCUUGAGCGGGCAAUUCAAGGGAAAAUAUUAUCCAUUAUCAGGCAUGACAGAAAAAGAACAAGAUCAACUUAUUGCGGAUCAUUUCCUGUUUGAUAAGCCAGUUUCUCCAUUACUUACUUGCGCUGGAAUGGCUAGGGACUGGCCAGAUGGCAGAGGAAUAUUCCACAAUAAGGAUAAAAAUUUUUUGGUUUGGAUUAAUGAAGAAGACCACUCCAGGGUUAUCUCAAUGGAAAAGGGUGGAAAUAUGAAGUUGGUAUUCGAUAGAUUCUGCGAAGGUUUGAAACUCGUUGAGGGUUCUAUAAGGAAGCAAGGAUAUGAUUUCAUGUGGAAUGAACAUCUUGGCUACGUUUUAACUUGCCCAUCUAAUCUCGGAACUGGUCUAAGAGCCGGCGUACACGUUAAAUUACCUAAUCUAUGCAAAGAUGACAGAUUUGAUAAUAUUCUCAAAUAUUUGAGGCUGCAAAAGAGAGGAACUGGAGGAGUUGAUACAGAAUCAACCGAUGGUACUUUUGAUAUAUCAAACUUGGAUAGGUUAGGCUUUUCUGAAGUAGAAUUAGUACAAAAGGUAGUCGAUGGAGUCAAUUUGCUUUGUCAAAUGGAAAAGAAACUAAUGGCUGAAGAAAAGAUCGACGAGCUUGUACCAGAUCUGUCUGAAGUAGCCAAUAAAGCGGAGUAAGAGACGGGAAAAGUGCGAGAGGAAAAAGCAACGUUUUUUUUAAUAGCAGUAUUCGUUUGGGGUGUGUUCUUUUUCAAGUUUUUAUUUACUAAUACGCUUCAUGAAAUGAAACAGUUUCUUCUCAAAGAAUUUUAGAAAAUACAUCCUUUACCCCUAAUAAAUGUUUAUUUCGCUUUAUUUUUCUUUUUAUUCAUUUCUUGCAAAGAAAUGCAUUACAGAUUUAUAAUAACUUUUUGUUUUCACAUGUCCUAUUUAUACAUUUAAGUAAAAGAUGUGUUGUAUAUUUAGCAACGGAGUAUAUAUAUAUAUAUAUAUAUAUAUAUACUUUAUGCAUAGAUCUAUAUUUAUUUAAUUUACAAGCUGAAGCGUAUUUAAUGACUUUUUUUUCAAACCUUUUCAAUGAGAACAUACCCCUAUUAGUGCCAAUCGCUUGUUAUUCGUAUGCCUAUACAACAUAUAUAUAAAUAUAUAUAUAUAUCAUUUAUAUAUAUAUAUAUAUAUAUAU